Molecule: messenger RNA, 457 nt
Organism: Staurois parvus
Lineage: Eukaryota; Metazoa; Chordata; Amphibia; Anura; Ranidae
Source: the annotation of a GenBank genome assembly
UCACGAGCUGUCACGCUGACAGCUCGUGAGGAGAGGAGAGCCAGGCACUGAUGAUCAGUGUGCUCUCAUGAUCUGUGUAGCCCCAGCAGUGCCACCUGUUAGUGUCCAUCAGUGCCAGCUGUCAGUGCUCAUCCAUGCCACUUGCCAGUGCCCAUCAGUGCCACAUUUCAGUGCCCAUCUGAGCUGCCUUUCAGUGUCACCCAUCAGUGCCAGUCAGUGCCACCUAUCAAGUGUGCAUCAGUGCCGCCUAUCAGUGCCAUAUAUGAGUGCUGCCUUCCAGUGCCCAUCAGUGAUGCCUGUCAAUGUCCAUCAGUGCCACCUACCAAUGCCUCCUUAUCAGUGCCCAUCAGUGCCACCUAUCAGUGUCCAUCAGUGGAGCCUAUCAGUGCCCAUCACUGCAGCCUCAUUAGCGAACAUCAGUGAAGGAGAAAAAAAUCACUUAUUUACCAAAUUUUAU